Molecule: messenger RNA, 8061 nt
Organism: Oncorhynchus keta (chum salmon)
Lineage: Eukaryota; Metazoa; Chordata; Actinopteri; Salmoniformes; Salmonidae
Product: inositol polyphosphate 5-phosphatase K-like
Exons: 13
Coding region: 205-2400 (731 amino acids)
Biological process (GO): negative regulation of peptidyl-serine phosphorylation; phosphatidylinositol dephosphorylation
Cellular component (GO): plasma membrane; ruffle; cytoplasm
Molecular function (GO): phosphatidylinositol-3,4,5-trisphosphate 5-phosphatase activity; phosphatidylinositol-4,5-bisphosphate 5-phosphatase activity
Source: RefSeq, a predicted model, not a curated record
UACAAACAGAGUCAAACAAGGAAAUGCAAUGCAAACACAGUUGAGGGGUGUCUGACACCUCAGGCCAGGACAACUUCCUUCACGCACCAGUGCCCCUGCCUGCUGUCAUCACACCAGCUAGUGAGGAAGUAUGGUCAUGUACAGCUUGGACUUUGUGCUCCAGCCUCCAUUACAUGACAGGGAAAUGCAUGAAGCACUUCAGUUAUGAGAUCACUUCAGGAAAGUCUUACAUGCUGGAGCUGUGACUGCUUCAGGACAGAAAGCUAUCUGCAGGGUAAAGUGAGUUUGUGGGAGAUGGAUCCAGACAAUCAGAGCCAAAGCCAGCCACAGCCUGAGAACCCAUCUGGACGAGCAGAGGUUUUAACCCCCACUCCAGCAGUAGUUCCAGGCACAGAAGCCCCAGCCUCCGACCCUUCUGCCUCUGCUCCUGCUCCUCAACUGUCAGUCCCAGUGCGGCCUCGACGGCCUCAGAGGACCCCCAGAAUAGAGGGCUCUGUGGACGUAUGUGAUCCCAAACCUGACCCUCCAGGGGCCAACCAGGACCGAUCCACCACUCAUGAUGCUCCAGCUGGGGCCAGCCAUCCUAAGCCCCUGCAGCCUGAAGCAGCCAAGCCCCAUGGGGGGCAUGGAGGGGCCACUGAAACCACUCUGAAGGCUGGCCCUAAAGUCCCAGGCCACCCUCCAGGGGCCAGGAGCCCCAUCUCAAUGAGGGCAGUCUCAGUUCCCCAGCCACCGUCCUCCAGGUCUAUACCUCCCCAUCUCAACCCUCAUGCCCAGAGGGCCUUCUCUGUGGUGGGCACCGCGGACACACCGUCUCAGGUGGUGGAAGACUUCAGGGUGCACCUAGUCACAUGGAAUGUGGGCGGUGCCGUGCCGCCAGAUGACAUCACUGCUCUGCUGGGGUUGCACAUUGGAGAUGGAAACACAGACAUGUAUAUAAUUGGGCUACAGGAAGUCAACUCAAUGAUCAACAAAAGGCUGAAAGACGUUCUCUUCACAGACCAAUGGAGUGACGCCUGCAUGGAGAGACUCAGCCCCUUCGGAUACAUACUGGUGACGUCCCAGCGGAUGCAGGGGGUGUUGCUGCUGGUCUUCGCUAAGUACUACCACCUCCCCUUCCUCCGAGGGGUGCAGACAGAGACCACCCGCACCGGCCUGGGGGGCUACUGGGGUAAUAAAGGGGGUGUGAGUGCGCGCAUGUCUGUGUUCGGUCACACCAUCUGUUUCUUGAACUGCCACUUGCCGGCCCACAUGGAGAACUCUGAGCAGCGGAUGGAGGACUUUGAGAGCAUCCUGCAGCAGCAGCAGUUUGAAGGCCAGGCUGCCACAGGGGUGCUGGACCACGAUGUGGUGUUCUGGUUUGGAGAUCUGAAUUUCCGUAUUGAUGAACUGGAAAUUCCGGCUGUGAAAGCAGCCAUUGAUAACAACAAACUCACCAUGCUAUGGGAGAAAGACCAGCUGAACAUGGCCAAAGACAGCGAGUCAGUGCUGGAGGGAUUUCUGGAGGGUCCUCUCAAAUUCCCCCCCACUUACAAGUUUGAUGUGGGGACAGAUACAUACGAUACAAGUGGGAAGAAGCGUAAGCCUGCGUGGACAGACAGGAUCCUGUGGCGUCUGAGGGCCACAGUUCCCUCUGGGCCGACCCCUAAUGCUGGGAAGAGAGGCUCUAUUUUAGGGCAGAGCAGCGGGACCAAGGUCACCCAGCACUUCUACCGCAGUCACAUGGAGUACAUGGUCAGCGACCACAAGCCUGUCUCUUCCAUCUUUACACUCCAGUUCCCCUAUAAGGUGGACAUGCCCCUGGUGACGAUCAUGGUGGAGGAUGAGUGGAACAGCAUUGCAGAUGCCACGUGCACGUUCAAGGCUGCACCUAAUUUCGCUCGCAGCUCCUGGGACUGGAUUGGGCUGUACAAGGUGGGAUUCAAACACCAUAAGGACUAUGUAGGCUAUGUGUGGGCCAAGCAGGAGGAGGCAGAUUACCAUAGAGUAGAACACGAGGUGACCUUUACUGAGGAAGAGUUGCCCAAGGGCUCAGGAGACUUCAUCUUGUGUUACUAUAGCAAUAACACGAGCACCCUCGUGGGUGUGACAGAGCCUUUCCAGAUCCAGCUGCCCACCUCCAGCCCUGCCGGUAGCCCCUCUGACGAUAGCUCUGAUUUCACCUCUGAGGACGACAGCGUGGUUGGUAUGAAGACCAUGUCCCGCAGUCCCAGCCCCCGGAAAAAGAAACACAGAGCCCGACACAGCCAUAGCCGCAGUCCCAGCCACAGCCGUAGCCGCAGUGGCAGCCCUGCACUGCCCAAAAUGAAGGGCCUCAAACUGCAGCCUGGCUCAGCCCACAACACCACAGAUGGGGAGAAGGAGAAGGCCUCAUCUGAGGCUGGGGAUAGAGGGUUGUGAUGGAGCCCCUGUUAUUCUGCACUCACAUAACCAACUCUGUGUGGUUUCUUAGUACAUGAUGCACUGUACUGUAUUAUAUGUUUCCUUUAUUGAAAAUGUACAUUUUCGGGUGCCAUUUGUUUCAGGACUGGGGUUAGGCUUCUCGUACUGGAAGACUACUUUGUCUUGUGUGAUUUUUCUUAAGCUGUUUUCAAAUGUAUGUCUCCCUGUAGAUUCUCUCAUUCCUCUCACACUCUCUCUCUCACUCGGUCACUCUUUCCUCUCAGGUGUAGAAAAUACAGAGAGUUUUUGGCUGAUUUUAAGAGAACCUUACAGGGCAAAUCAUUACCAAAUCUCAGGCAGAGGGAAUUGGCCACCAAAAUGCAUAUUGCCAGUUGUUUCACAGAUAUUUUGAAGCAGCAUAAUAUGUACCCCUCUGUAUCAGCCCUGGGGGCUUAGUCAGCAGGUUAGCAUGUGUGACAGCAUGAGCAAAUGAUGUCUUUUGAUGAGGUGAACAAUUAUUUUGACUCCCAAAGGGAACAUUCCUUGCAAAUGGUAAUAAUCCCUAUUUGCUUUAGCGCAAGUCCUGUCCUACAUGUUGAUACAGAAUUGUGUCUGCUGCUACAUAUAUUCUCUAAGGGACCUGGUCCACAAGUGAUUUUUUUAUGAGUUUUGGAUUUUAAAAAAAGUAGAAUCACCAGGAAUUCAUCAGAAAAUGAGUUUAAUUUAGUAAAUCUGUUCCAAAGUAUUCCCACAAAUAAAAAAAAAGAGACAUAUGUGAUCGGGGUUUAAUGUAAUCAAGGUAUGAAAUGUAUGUUAUUUUAACAUUUAUUUUGGGACUUAGUUGUGGUCAAUUCGCAGUGUACAAAUUAUUAUUAUUAUGCUCCCGACCAUCCGAUCGGAUAAAAAUCGCCCAGCGGCAGAAUGGAGUUGCCUACUCCUGCCUUAGGAAGUGGGCCAAGGAGAUGAACAUAGAGAGCCAACCCUUAAUGAAAUGUGAUUCCAUUUGCAUCCACUGUGUUAGACAGAGUUCUAAAUGCUAGGUGUAGUAUACUACUAGUAUAUGAAUACAUGCCGUUAUUCAUAAACCCUUGUGAGUUGGCUUGACUGCAUGGAUCUUCAAUGCCAUGAAGAAAAAAUAAGUUGAAACAUUUUCACCUUCAGGGUACCGGUGUUUCCAGUUCUCUUAUUUUCUUCCCUGCACUUCACCUCUCUUUUUCCCUCUUUCUCUCUCUCGUGUCCCCUCUCUCCCUUUUCUCUAUUGGUGAUAGUGAUUAGCUGAAACUGUUCUGUCACUAGAAGUGAUGUGUUGGAUUGUUAACCUGUGACCUCCAAUUCAACACCCUAGGCACUUUCUACCUAUGGGCUUUUAGCUUAGGACAGUGUGUGCUGUUGUACUGUAACCUCAUUGUGCGUGAUUUCAUGUAUGUAUGCCACUGUGUGUGUGUGUGUGUGUGUGUGUGUGUGUGUGUGUGUGUGUGUGUGUGUGUGUGUGUGUGUGUGUGUGUGUGUGUGUGUGUGUGUGUGUGUGUGUGUGUGUGUGUGUGUUUUGGGUUUACAAGAGUGAGUGUGUGAUUGUGUAUGACUGAUAGUGAUGUGUGUAUGUGCUUGCAUGGUUUUCUGGACAUACUGUAUAUUCCGGUACUGUGAUUUUGUGCCGUUAAAAGUGCUGUUUUUGACUUUUGACUGUUUGGAAAAAAUGUUAUGACGACAAUGUAAACACAAAAUGACAUGUUAGAUGUAGAUACAUAAGGAAAAUGAAAGGCUGAAUCAGUUUGCUUGCAGAACAGCAAGAAAGACAAUUUCUUACAUCCUAUUUAAACAAUACAAAAAUACACUGUAGACAGUCUGAAGCUCCUCCAAGGUAAAUGAUCAGUGGAAAUGGCUUUAUAUUGUUGUUAUCCAUUGAUUAUGUGUAUCAAUCAAUAUGACUUAAUUGAUCCAAAGUAUGGUUAUAGAAAAGGUGAUAAGGAAAGAUCUGAAAGUCUAAUUCAAUUGUCUUUUGCUAUUUUAGUCUUUGGAAAUGUCUCUCUCCCACACUGUAUGUGGAAUUUUAAAGAUAUGAAUAAGGAAUGUUAUUGAAAGAUUAUAACGUGUUUAAAACAGGUGAGAGUAGGCUAUGUACUGUAUGUAAAUGUCAAAUAUCAAAUAGAGAACAUAUGACAAUCAAUGCCAAAAAUUAUGCAUAUAUUUUCUUAUUUUAUUGUGUCAAUUGAGAACCUGAAUUCUGCUGGCAGGUGUGGGAGGACAAUGUUAAAGCAAACGGGUUUAUAGUCAGUUCUAUUUAAUAUAUAGUGUAUACAUAUUUGUUUUUAUUUAUUUUAAUUUUAUAUUUAUUCAUGCACACAACAUAGUUUUAUGUGGAGGCAAAAAGAAACAACCACUUGACUUUGUUUAUCUGUGAUUUCAGAUCAAAUGUAAUUUUUUUAAAUGGUAUUGUCUCUGCUAGCUUGUAUGUGAUUGGGAUUAAAACAACUGGAAAACAUUACAACAACAUUGUAAGAGGCUUGAAUUGGCUAGUUGUUGAAUGUUGAUAUUAGAGGGUGUGUUGUGGACCCGUCCAUGGGGGUCAGGGGAACCUCUCUGCUUUCCAGCUUAACACCUCUGUCAUACACGUUGUUUAGAGAAAACUCCUCUUUAAGCUGUACAGCUGGUCUGCUCUUUGAGUCUUUCUUGUUUUCAGUCGGGCCAGAUCAAAGAAGCAUUUCGCUACACCCACAAUAACAUCUGCUAAAUAUGUGUAUGUGACCAAUAACAUUUUAUUUUAUUUGACAUCAAUAAGGAACUAAUUAUAUUGCAAUACAUUGAUGUUGUUUGCAGUAUAUUGUAAGAAACAGCUCCAUUAUAAAACAUACAAUGCCUAGACACCUCAUUGUGUUGGGGGUGGUUUGUUACAGUGGAGAAGACCACCAGAAAUGUUACAAAGGAAACAUACGCUAUGAGGUACUUUCAGUGUUGGUUGUUGUUUAACAAGAACCAGGUCAGAUCUACAAUAGUCAUUAUAAGCUCAUCACUAAGCUAAGGAUCCUGGGAGUAAACAUCUCCCUCUGCAACUGGAUCCUGGACUUCCUGGCGGGCCACCCCCAGGUGGUGAGGUAGGUAGCAACACAUCUGCCACGCUGAUCAUCAACACUGGAGCUCCCCAGGGGCUCAGUCCCCUCCUGUACUCCCUGUUCACCCAUGACUGCAUGGCCAGGCACGACUUCAGCACCAUCAUUAAGUUUGCAGACAACACAACAGUGUCGGCCUGAUCACCGACAACGACGAGACAGCCUAUAAGGAGGAGGUCAGAGACCUGGCCGGGUGGUGCCAGAAUAACAACCAAUCCCUCAAAGUAACCAAGACUAAGGAGAUAAUUGUGGACUACAGGAAAAGGAGGACCGAGUACGCACCCAUUCUCAUCGACGGGGCUGUAGUGGAGCAGGUUGAGAGAUUCAAGUUCCUUGGUGUCCACAUCAACAACAAACUAGAAUGGUCCAAACACACCAAGACAGUUGUGAAGAGGGCAGGACAAAGCCUAUUCCCCCUCGGGAAACUAAAAAGAUUUGGCAUGGGUCCUGAGAUCCUCAAAAGGUUCUACAGCUGCAACAUCGAGAGCAUCCUGACUGGUUGCAUCACUGCCUGGUACGGCAAUUGCUCGGCCUCUGACCGCAAGGCACUACAGAAGGUAGUGCGUACGGCCCAGUACAUCACUGGGGCUAAGCUGUCUGCCAUCCAGGACCUCUACACCAGGCGUGUCAGAAGAAGGUCCUAAAAAUUGUCAAAGACCUCAGCCACCCUAGUCAUAGACUGUUCUCUCUGCUACCGCAUGGCAAGCGGUACCGGAGUGCCAAGUCUAUGACAAAAAGGCUUCUCAACAGCUUUUACCCCCAAGCCAUAAGACUCCUGAACAGGUAACCAAAUGGUUACCCAGGCUAUUUGCACUGUGUGCAUCCCCCCAACCCUUCUCUUUUACGCUGCUGCUGCUACUCUGUUUAUCAGAUAUACAAAGUCACUUUACAUUCAUGUACAUUCUACCUCAAUUGGGCCGACCAACCAGUGCUCCCGCACAUUGGCUAACUGGGCUAUCUGCAUUGUGUCCCACCCACCACACGCCAACCCCUCUUUUACGCUACUGCUACUCUCUGUUCAAAUAUGCAUAGUAACUUCAACCAUAUCUACAUGUACAUACAGUACUACCUCAAUCAGCCGGACUAACCGGUGUCUGUAUGUAGCCUUGCUACUGUAUAUUGCCUGUCUUUUUACUGUUGUUUUAUUUCUUUACCUACCUAUUGUUCACCUAAUAGCUUUUUUGCACUAUUUGUUAGAGCCUGUAAGUAAGCAAUUCACUGUAAGAUCUACUACACUUGUUGUAUUCAGGCGCACGUGACAAAUAAACUUUGAUUUGAAGAAGCGUUAACAUUAUUUUGUAAUUCUACCAACAUAUUAUCCUAAACCUAAAGACCCAUGACUCUGCUAAUAUUCAAAUCAAAGUUUAUUGGUCAUGUACACAGAUUAGAUAGUAGAAGUAUGACUAAAGGUAGAAAAUGAUUUACUUCGCUUUUACAUUGGCUACAUUCAUGUAAAGCCCUAUCUAAACCAUUUACAAUUGUCUGUCCCCACUCCCCAGGCUGCCAUCCAGCCCCAGUUAGACGGGGUGUGUACAGGUCUCAGUUAUAGAUCCAAAGUCUGUUGAUUUGAAUAGUUUAUUCGGUAUCCCUCUCCUCCCUGUAGAUGUGAGUCUGGUCGAGGCUGAGGUCCUGAGUGUUCCAGUGGAGAAGCGCAGACAGGGAACAGAGCCCUCCAGAUGGUUACUCAUGGACCUGAACACUGGCCUGAUCAAGAAACACAUCAGCGAGAUGGACAGGAGGGUAACACAAGGUAAGGAGGAAUGAUAGGAAAGUUAAGGUCAUUUUCUGGACAUUUGAAUAAAAUGAUGUCCACUGCUGGAAGGCUCACUUUCUCUCCCUGAUUCUCUCCUCUGUGGAAGAGUUCAGACAGGGAACUGAGAACAACAAGAGCGGAUGCAUCACCUAGCCUGUCGGAGCGAUGGAGAGAACUGACAUAUUGACAACUCAGUUUGAGAAAGUGUUUGUUUGUGUGUGUUUGUGUAUACUGAUGGAGUCUGAAUUUUGUAAAGCCCUAUCUAAACAAUUUACAAUAGUUUGUCUUCACUCUCCAGGCUGUCAGCCAGUCCCAGUUAGAUGGUGUACCUACAGGCCUCAGCUCCACUAUUGCCUGGGGGACAUAAAGGACACCCAGAACUCCCUGGCAGACAUCAGCAAGGAAUGGAAGCAAAGCAUUAACACUGUUGAAUCUUGAAGGAUGUAAAAUAUGCUGGGAUGCAACACAGUUAGCUUGCCUCAGCCAUGGAGAAUCUAAAGAAUAUAUUUUAAGAUGCCACAUUAUUGGGGACUAUUAUUAUUGGCUUGCAUUGCAUUUGUUGUGAUACUGUAUGACAGACCUCUUCAACCUUGUUCCUGGAGAGUUACCUAAUUAUUAGCUGGUUGAUAAGCUAAAUCAGGUACAGAGCCUUCAUAAAGUAUUCACACCUCUUUACUUUUUCCACAUUUUGUGUUGUUACAGCCUGAAUUUAAAAUAGAUUAAAUGACGAUGUUGUGUCACUAGCCUACACGCAGAAUACCCCAUAAUGUCAAAGUGGAAUUGUGUUUUUACAAAUUAUUAAAAAUGAAUUCAAAAGCU